Drosophila busckii is the source of this 534-nucleotide messenger RNA. RefSeq lists its product as uncharacterized. The coding region runs from base 1 to 534 and encodes 177 amino acids. NCBI's taxonomy places the organism in Eukaryota, Metazoa, Arthropoda, Insecta, Diptera, Drosophilidae. The transcript has a single exon. The record is from RefSeq and is a predicted model, not a curated record.
AUGUUGCAGCAGCAGCGUACCAAGUUGCCGCUGCUAUUGCUGCUAGCAUAUCCAGGCGCAUUGCAACAAGUAGGCCUAGGAGCAGCUGUGUUGCCAGGCAUACCCAUCAGACGACCACACGAUGAACUUACUACGCGCACAACAAGGCCAAGUCAAGUGGCUGCCGAUGAACCAACAGCGAGCGGCCAAAACGCAGCUGCUGCUGACGAUGCUAAUAGCUUGAUACGUGAACAAUUCAUACAGGGUGUGCUACAAGGAUUGCAAUCAAUGUCUAGCAAUGGCGCCGCAGCCAUUCAACCAGCAGUCCUGGCUGACUUUUUGCAACAGGCAAACGCGUUUACAACCACGCGCGCCCCCCGCAUAACAUCGCCCACCAAUAAAAAAGCUGCUUUAUUGGCUGAUCCUGAUCCUGACUAUGACUAUAUAGACUUUAAAAGUGGCGCUCGCAUACAAUACGAUCUGCUUGGCGAUCAACCGCAGUCGCCUAACGUAACUCAGUAUCCGAAUAAAAAACUGCAACCACUUGUAAAUUAA